GUCACUACAAAUAAAAUGAAGCCAGCUUGAUGCAUGCUGCUGUUGACAACUAUUUGUGCAGAAAUUAUUAAUUUACAACAUAAAUAUGGGCAUACUAUGGAUGGUUUGCAGAACGCUGAGCACGUGAUCACAAACCAUGCGCGUUUUGUCCGUAUCACGUUUCCGUUGAUACAAUUUGCCGAACACGGAAGAAAACGUAUAGCCAGUUCUGCUAGAAAUGCUACGGGUAGACAGGUGGCUUUGACUCUUACGGUUUCAUACGUUUUAUUUAGCCGCAUGAGGCGAGAUAAGGAGUACCACGUUCGGAUUAAUGGCUAACAUUGUAAGGUCUACUCUUUGUAAUCCGCAGGGGCUGAUGACAGAGAGGUCGCUGAGAUGCUGGCACGUCACUGCGCACCUUGAAGUUUGAGGUACGAGAAGCAGGAUCCGUGUUGCUGCCACCAUGGGCCUCCGGCUGCACUUUGUGGUGGACCCAAUGGGCUGGUUCUGCAUCAGCAUGGUCCUCUUCGUCUGGCUCUACAACUCCUUCUUCAUUCCUCAGCUGGUGCUGCUGCCACACUUUCAGGAGGGACACAUCCCUGGGGCUGUGGUUGUCUUGUACUACCUGGCCUCGCUGCUCUGCGUCACGGCGCUGUUCAGGGCUUCCACUGCCGACCCAGGCCGGCUUCCCCAGAAUCCCCACAUCCCACACUCCGAACGCGAGCAGUGGGAGCUCUGCAAUAAGUGUAACCUGAUGAGGCCUAAGAGAUCCCACCACUGCAGCCGCUGUGGCCACUGUGUACGGAAGAUGGACCACCACUGCCCCUGGAUCAAUAACUGUGUUGGGGAGGAUAACCACUGGCUCUUCCUGCAGCUGUGCUUCUACACCCAGGUGCUGAGCCUCUUCACUCUGGCCAUGGACUUCUGUCAGUACUACUACUUCCCCUCCCUCACCCAGACCGACACGGAGCAGUUUGUGUGGCGCCAUGAGUUGGCCCUGCUGCGUAUCUCCACCUUCAUGGGGCUGUUCAUGUUCGGGGGCAUGGGCAGCCUGUUCUACACGCAGAUAGCCGGCAUCCUCACCGACACUACCACCAUCGAGAAAAUGUCUCACUUCCUGGAAGAAAUAAACCAGCCCAGGAAGCCGUGGCACCAGACGUUUGCGGAGGUUUUUGGCACGCGCUGGAAGAUCCUGUGGCUCCUCCCUUUCAGGCGGAGGCAGGCCCUGCACGGCUCCCAGCUCCUCCCCGGCCGCGUGUAGACAGACAGAUGGACGCUCGCCGGCGGGGCGGGGCGGGGCGGGGCGGGGCGGGGCGCCUCCGUCGCGGGGGCUCCUGGAGCCUCUCUCUCGCGCCCGCACCUGCCACCGUGCCCGUGCGCCACCCUUCACCAAACUCCCCAGCCCCCCCCCCCCCCCCCCGCUACCCUCCUCCCACUGUCUGCCCCAACGUUGUGUGCUUUUAGAACGAUGCCCUCAUCCGGACUAAGCCGAGUAGGCGUCCCGCCUAGCUGGAGACGGCUCGCCCCAGAAACGAGAUUCGGACAGGGUACGGGACGCACACGCUGCGCUGGUUCGAGGGCUUGUGACGGCGUGUCGCAUUUUAAACGCGUUUGAAAUGUUCUUCUCUCCGUAUUGUUUUACGGAUUGCGAUGGCGUGUUGCGUUUUAAAUUCCCCCCCCCCCCCCCCCCCCCACCCAGCCACUGCAGUGUCUUCUGAGUUUCUUUUGGUGUGUCGCAUUUUUUAAUUGUCCCCCUGCCCAUCCCCAGUGUCAUAGAAUUUAAGGAUUCAAAGGGAGCUCUGCGUCUCUCAGUCUGUUUGUGUUUCCAGGGCAACCCUGAUUUGUUUAGAUCUCAGCAGGGCACUCCCCCCCCCCCCCCCCCCCCCCCCCCCCAGGUUGUACCAUGUGACCUGAAGGGGCCGGCGGGGGCAGCGGUAGCGGCCGUCAGCACGGACAGCCCUCUUUGUCUGCCUCUCCAGGGCAGCUGAUUGACAGCUCUGAAGUUCAGCCGUGACCCUUGACAAGCACGGGGAGCUUUCACCAAAUGCAGCGCUUUUCCAAACUCCCUCUCCAUCUUCCUCCCUGUGCCCCUCCAUCUCUCCCUCCCUCCCCCGCUCAAGCAUGUCCCUCACAUCUCUCCCCUGUAUGACAUCAGCACUUCCUGCCAAACCCUCGUUCUGACAUCACACUACACACUUAUGCAUUUUAAAGGGGCAGUAUGCAAGUUUUCCCCUAGUGGCAAAGAAUGACAGUUGCAUCAACAGUUAAAUGAAAGUCUAAAUUCUGACAUAACUGACGUGAGAGUGAAUGAUAAACUCACUGCUUGUAUCUUCCUGAAGUUGCCAAGAAGGACAGAUGCACAUAGAUUUCUUAAAAUAUCAAUAUCAGUUGCUUUGCAAUUCAGCAGUAAAAUAAUAUUUUUACCUCCGGGUAACAUAUUAGACUGAAUUUUUAUCUGUCAAAAUGAUAUUUUCACAGGCCGUCUGGGUAGUGUAGAGGUCUAAGCACUCGCCUACCACUGGAGAGACCCGGGUUCAAUCCCCGGCAGCGGUACUUUCGGCUUGGUCAGACAUUCCUACGAACACAAUUGGCGGUGUUCGC
Anguilla anguilla (European eel) is the source of this 2580-nucleotide messenger RNA. RefSeq names its product zinc finger DHHC-type palmitoyltransferase 21 (gene zdhhc21). The transcript is spliced from 9 exons. NCBI's taxonomy places the organism in Eukaryota, Metazoa, Chordata, Actinopteri, Anguilliformes, Anguillidae. Gene Ontology annotation, molecular function: protein-cysteine S-palmitoyltransferase activity; thiosulfate-cyanide sulfurtransferase activity. Gene Ontology annotation, biological process: peptidyl-L-cysteine S-palmitoylation; protein targeting to membrane. Gene Ontology annotation, cellular component: Golgi apparatus; endoplasmic reticulum. The coding region runs from base 443 to 1240 and encodes 265 amino acids. The record is from RefSeq and is a predicted model, not a curated record.